CACCAACCAUGGCUGACAGUGACGAUUCUCGCAAGGAGAGUCCCUCUGGGACACAAGCCGCCUCGGAUGAAAUCAGGACUGCUGUUGACACCCAGACAAAGGCAGCAUCCCAGACUUCCUCGAACCAGCCUCGAAGGGAGUUGUUCAUUCGAUCUCUUCCCGCUUCAGCGACCACCGAGAGCCUCGCAGAACAUUUUUCGCAAUCCUACGUGAUCAAACAUGCCAUCGUCGUCACUGACCCGGAGACAAAACAAUCCAAGGGUUACGGCUUUGUGACUUUCGCCGAUGUCGAAGACGCGAAAGCUGCCUUGGAGGAACUCAACGGAUCUGUUUUCGCAGGCAAGAAGAUCAAAGUCGAAUAUGCCCAACCACGUCAUCGUGUUGUCGACGAGAACCUCGGUAAAUCUAAACCGUCUACUGAAGCUCUUGAAUUGAAGAAGCAAAGAGAACAGCAACGAGCGACCGCGGUGCCGCCGAGAUUGAUUGUUCGAAACUUGCCGUGGAGCAUUAAGGAACCCAACGAUUUGGCGGUGCUCUUUCGGAGUUAUGGCAAAGUCAAGCAAGCAUACCUUCCCAGAAAGGGAACUCAAUUGGCCGGUUUCGGGUUCGUGGUGCUGCGGGGAAAGAAGAACGCAGAGAAGGCGCUAGAGGGCGUCAAUGGAAAGGAGAUCGAUGGACGAACACUGGCAGUUGAUUGGGCUGUGGAGAAAAAUGUCUGGGAGAACCUCCAGAAAGAACAAGACGAUGCGGAGAAAGAAAAGCAGGAGGACAACCCCAAGGAUGUUGGCAUGGCUGAUGAGGAUGUGGAGGCUGCAGAGGCCGACUCUGAUGUUGAUGAGGAUGCUCUCUCCGCUAACGAAGACGAGGAUCUUGACAGUGAAGACGAUAUCGAUGAAGAAGCAUUGGAAGAUGAAGAAAUGGAUAUGCAAGAGGAAAACGGAGACGAAAGGGACGCGUCGACCAUUUUCAUCAGGAACCUGCCUUUUACGUGUGACGAUGAGAUGCUUUACGAACACUUCGCUCAAUUCGGCCCCCUUCGCUAUGCGCGAAUUGUCGUUGACCGAGAGACUGAGCGCCCUCGUGGUACCGGAUUCGUUUGCUUCUGGAAAGUGGACGAUGCAGUGUCAUGUGUGCGCGACGCUCCCAAGCAGCAGGACCCUCUCGCUGCCGACAAAGAUAAAGGCAAGAAAGCAUCCACGGCAUACAAGCAAUCCGUUCUACAAAAUGAAAACGCCGAUCCGAGUGGGCGUUACACCUUAGAUGGCAGAGUGCUUCAAAUCGCCCGUGCCGUGAGCAAGUCUCGUGCCACCCAACUGGAAGAAGAGGGUGUUUCUCGUCGACUGGUUCGUGAUACUGACAAACGCCGCCUUUACCUCCUUCAAGAGGGUACUAUCUCACCAAACUCCUCCCUCUACAAGAAACUAUCGCCCUCUGAAAUCAAGAUGAGAGAGGACAGUUACAAGCAACGACAGAACUUCAUCAAGAAGAACCCAAGUCUUCACCUAAGUUUAACCCGGUUGUCUAUUCGCAAUGUUCCCCGUCAUAUUACGUCGAAGGAUCUCAAACAGCUGGCUCGACAGGCUGUUGUUGGUUUCGCCCAGGACAUGAAAAGUGGCGUGCGCCAGCCCUUGUCGAAGGAGGAGCUGGACCGAGCUGCUGAUAUCAUGCGUGAGGCAGAGCAGCAACGGAAGAAGAAGGGUGUGGGAGUUGUCAGGCAAGCGAAAAUUGUCUACGAGAGCCGCGAUGGGAGCAAGAUCAACGAGGAAAGUGGAGCAGGUCGGAGCAGAGGUUACGGCUUCGUCGAGUACUAUACCCAUCGCCAUGCUCUUAUGGGUUUGAGAUGGCUCAAUGGCCAUGCGGUUGAACCUCCCAAAUCUGCCGCCCCUGAUGUUCAGGACAAGAAGAAACGGCUCGUUGUCGAAUUCGCCAUUGAGAAUGCCAAUGUUGUCAAACGCCGCAGUGAACAGCAAUCCAAGGCACGUAAUUUCAAGAAGGAUCAAGAACAAGAGGAUGGGGGCUCGAAACGUGAUUUCAAGGACAAGAAUUCUUCAACAGGGCAAAAGCGAAAGCGUUCCGACAACAGCAGCGACAAGAACGAUGUCGGGGAAGAUGCGGAUGAACAGAACAAAGUCGCAAAGCGUAACCGUAUCAUUGCGAAGAAGAGAAUGCAACGGAGGACUCGAAAGGGAAAGGCUUAAUCAACCACGGGUAAAUACAAAAGUUUUCAAGGGUUAUAUAGAUAGCUAGUGAUUAUUGCGCCUAUUUACA
Molecule: messenger RNA, 2268 nt
Organism: Aspergillus homomorphus CBS 101889
Lineage: Eukaryota; Fungi; Ascomycota; Eurotiomycetes; Eurotiales; Aspergillaceae
Product: mRNA-binding ribosome biosynthesis protein NOP4
Exons: 1
Coding region: 9-2198 (729 amino acids)
Molecular function (GO): RNA binding
Source: RefSeq, a predicted model, not a curated record